AUGGGAGACCCAUCUGAGCCCAAGGAACUACCCGAACGCGUUUUGAAGAGAGAUCUCUUCGAAUUUGGCCGACGACGCAGGACCGAUGGGCCUUAUGCGGAUAACCUUGACAUUGAUGUAUUGAUUGUUGGCGCAGGGUUCGGAGGCACGUAUCUCCUUUAUGAGAUGCGUAAGGCGGGCUUCAAAACCGUUCUGUAUGAAGCAGGUACCUCGUUUGGAGGCACGUGGCGAUGGAACGUAUAUCCAGGCGCCCGGGUUGAUUCCGAGGUUCCCAUCUAUCAGCUUGCCAUUCCAGAAGUAUACAAGACUUGGACCUGGACGACCAACUAUCCGGACUACCACGAGCUUCAAGCCUAUUUUGACCAUGUGGAUAAGGUCUGCGAACUCAGCAAAGACUGCGCGUUCGAAAGUGUGGUCACCAGUGCCGAGUUUGACACAAACUCUGGGAAAUGGAACAUCAAAACCGCUGAUGGCCGCAAUGCCAAAUGCAGAUUCUUGAUCAUUGCCGCCGGGUUUGCAGCCAAGAGAUACAUCCCGGACUAUCCCAGCAUGGAAAAAUUCAAGGGAAUUAUGCACCACUCUUCAUUCUGGCCCCCGGAGGGCGUUGAUGCUCGUGGUAAGAAAGUUGCCGUUAUUGGCACUGGUGCCUCCGGGGUGCAGAUUAUCCAAGAAUGGGGACCUCAAGUUGAGAGCUUGACCGUCUUCCAGAGGACACCCAACCUCGCAUUGCCCAUGGGUAAACGCGACCUGACCAAGGAGGAGCAAGAACGACUGUAUCCCGUAUACGGCGAGCUCCUUCGCAUGCGGGAGAAGCACUUUGCGGGUUUCACCUAUGAGUUCGAGGAGCGUAACACCUUUGAAGACACCCCUGAGGAGCGUGAAGCCGUCUACGAACGCCUGUGGAAGAAGGCGGGCUUCGGUCUCUGGCUGGGUUCCCACAAAGACUUCCUCUUUGACAUGAAGGCAAACCGCUGCGUCUACGACUUCUGGCGCAAGAAGCAGGAGAAGCGCAUCAAGAACCCCGAGAAGCGUGCUCUACUCUGCCCUGUGGAGCCUCCGCAUCCCUUCGGCGUCAAGCGACCAUGUCUCGAACAGAAUUACUACGAAGUCCUGGACAGCGACAAUGUGAAUAUUGUAGACAUCUCGGAAAAGUCCGGUGUCAAGAUUCAAGAGUUUACCGAGACCGGUAUCAAGACCAGCGACGGCAAAGUCCACGAGUUCGACAUCGUUGCCCUGGCGACGGGCUUUGAUAUCACCACGGGUGGAAUGACAAAUAUGGGAUUGAAGUCCAUCAACGGCACCACCUUGCACGAUGAAUGGAAGGAGGCAGCCUACACUUAUUUGGGAACCACGAUCUCGGGAUACCCGAACAUGUUCCAUCUCUACGGUCCUCACGGCCCGACCCUCCUCGCCAACGGCCCCUCAGCCGUGGAAGUCCAAGGCCGCUGGAUCCGCGACGCCAUAAGAGACAUUGAUCACCAGGGCAUUAAAUACAUCAACGCAACCCAAGAAGCGAGCCAGAAGUGGAAGGAUCACAUCAACGACCUGAGUAAUAUAACCUUGCUACCAACCACAAGGAGCACAUACAUGGGCGGCAGUGUUCCAGGAAAGGCGUUCGAACAGGUCAACUAUGCGGGCGGCAUCCCAGAAUACGUCAAGGAGAUCCGGGCCGUGUUGCCCAACUUCACGGGCUUCCAUGUCGUCAAGGCCUAA
This is a messenger RNA of Fonsecaea nubica, 1713 nucleotides long. RefSeq lists its product as hypothetical. The coding region runs from base 1 to 1713 and encodes 570 amino acids. The transcript is spliced from 4 exons. Gene Ontology annotation, molecular function: oxidoreductase activity. NCBI's taxonomy places the organism in Eukaryota, Fungi, Ascomycota, Eurotiomycetes, Chaetothyriales, Herpotrichiellaceae. The record is from RefSeq and is a predicted model, not a curated record.